Amorphotheca resinae ATCC 22711 is the source of this 741-nucleotide messenger RNA. RefSeq lists its product as hypothetical. The record is from RefSeq and is a predicted model, not a curated record. The coding region runs from base 43 to 624 and encodes 193 amino acids. The transcript is spliced from 2 exons. NCBI's taxonomy places the organism in Eukaryota, Fungi, Ascomycota, Leotiomycetes, Helotiales, Amorphothecaceae. Gene Ontology annotation, molecular function: oxidoreductase activity, acting on the CH-OH group of donors, NAD or NADP as acceptor.
GGUUGGACUGUUUACGCCUGUGACCUCGUGGUCGGGUCGAACAUGCGCAACCUCGGCGCCGCGAGUCUCCACCAACUAGACAUCACCUCCCACGCAUCCAUCGCCGGGUUCAGUCAAGCUCUAGCUUCCCAACCCGUAGAUCUCCUCCUGAACAUUGCCGGAAUCAUGCCCCCCAAGGCCAGCGAUACGUUAGAAACCGUGUCUCUAUCAACACUCACCAAGACUUUCGAGACCAAUACAUUUGGCCCCCUGCUGCUCGUUCAAUCGAUUCUUCCGAAUCUCCUCUCGCCAGAAGCGCGCAAUCCAACCAUCGCGAAUGUGUCUUCGCGAGUGGGGUCCAUCGGGGACAAUUCUUCAGGGGGCGCGUACGCGUACCGAGCGUCGAAGGCGGCGCUGAAUGCGGUGAGCAAGAGCAUGGCGGUGGAUUUGAGGGAGAGGGGCGUCACGGUCGCGAUUAUGCAUCCGGGGAUUGUGAAGUCGGGGUUGGAUCCUGCGUCGGCGGAGCUGAAAGAGGCGGUAGAGCCGGAGGUGGCGGUGAGUGGCUUGUGGGAGGUUUUGAAGCGUAUUGGGCUGGAGGACACUGGGAGGUUUUGGAAUAGGGAGGGAAGGGAAAUAGAAUGGUGAUUUUUGGGGAGGGGUGGAGCUGCUGGUUAGUUCAAUAACAGAAGAGACUGCUUGCCUGUGGGUUGGUUCAUGUAAAGUGGAAGGCGUGAUAGAAUGAAAGGUAAUUAGGCUCGUUUC